GCCCGCCGCCAUCAUCUCGGCUCGCCGCUGCCUGACAGUAGGCGGAAACCGCCGGGAACAGCCGGGUCUCCCCACGCUGCCCAAUGGGAGCCAGCCUUAUUGGCGCAUGGCGGGCGGCAGUGCCGGGGCAGGCCCGGUAACGGGACGUAGACUAGAGAACCAGCUGAGCGACGUAGCGCUGUACCAUGUUUCGCAAUGCCCUAAGAAAAACCUUACGAUUUCUUGGGUAUACUGUGCAAUAUGGCUGCAUAGCACACUGUGCCUUUGAGUACCUUGGAGGAAUUGUUGUGUGUUCUGGACCUUCAAUGGAACCAACAAUUCAAAAUUCUGAUAUUGUCUUUUCGGAGAACCUUAGCCGACACUUGUAUUCCAUUCGGAAAGGAGAUAUUGUAAUUGUGAAAAACCCGACUGACCCCAAAUCAAAUAUCUGUAAAAGAGUAAUUGGCUUGGAAGGGGAUAAAGUCUGCGCAAGCAACCCUUCAGAUUUCCUUAAGACUCACAGCUUUGUGCCUAAAGGACACGUUUGGUUGGAAGGUGAUAAUCUGAGGAAUUCUACAGACUCCAGGUGCUAUGGACCUGUUCCUUAUGGACUGAUAAGAGGACGCAUUUGUUUCAAGAUAUGGCCUCUGAAUGACUUUGGAUUUCUACGUGCGAGCCCCAAUGGCCAUAGAUUUCUUGAUGACUGAAAGAAUAACUAUUACCAGCUUGUGUAAUAUUUUCUACUGAAAUGAAUGGAAUUAUUUUUGUUUAGAAUAAACAAGUGUUACUUGGCAA
Messenger RNA from Coturnix japonica (Japanese quail), 774 nucleotides. RefSeq names its product inner mitochondrial membrane peptidase subunit 1 (gene IMMP1L). Gene Ontology annotation, molecular function: serine-type endopeptidase activity. Gene Ontology annotation, cellular component: mitochondrial inner membrane peptidase complex; membrane. NCBI's taxonomy places the organism in Eukaryota, Metazoa, Chordata, Aves, Galliformes, Phasianidae. The record is from RefSeq and is a predicted model, not a curated record.